Messenger RNA from Mandrillus leucophaeus (drill), 1065 nucleotides. It is a transcript of the gene PGBP, whose product is annotated as gastricsin-like. The record is from RefSeq and is a predicted model, not a curated record. NCBI's taxonomy places the organism in Eukaryota, Metazoa, Chordata, Mammalia, Primates, Cercopithecidae. Gene Ontology annotation, biological process: proteolysis. Gene Ontology annotation, molecular function: aspartic-type endopeptidase activity.
AUGAUGCUGUCCUCCAGCCCUGUCAUCCAGCUCCCAGAACAUACUCCUCAAGCUUUUGACAACCACUUUGUUCCUGUCUAUGGGAACCAUUCCUCUGUCAACUCAUCUUUCUACUUUGGGGAGAUCAGCAUUGGGACACCACCCCAAAAUUUCCUAGUCCUCUUUGACACGGGCUCCUCCAAUCUCUGGGUGCCCUCCAUCUACUGCCAGAGCCAAGCCUGCUCCAAUCACAACAGGUUCAACCCCAGCCUGUCCUCCACCUUCAGAAACAAUGGACAAACCUAUACACUGUCCUAUGGGAGUGGCAACCUGAGUGUGUUCCUGGGCUAUGACACUGUGACUGUUCAGAACAUCAUCGUCAAUAACCAGGAGUUUGGCCUGAGUGAGAAUGAGCUCAGUGACCCCUUCUACUAUUCAGAUUUUGACGGGAUCCUGGGAAUGGCCUACUCAAGCAUGGCAGUGGGGAAUUCCCCGACAGUGAUGCAGGGGAUGCUGCAGCAGGGCCAGAUCACUCAGCCUGUCUUCAGCUUCUACUUCACCCACCAACCAACCCGCCAGUAUGGUGGAGAGCUCAUCCUUGGAGGUGUGGACCCCCAACUUUAUUCUGGUCAGAUUAUCUGAGCCCCUGUCACCCGGGAACUGUACUGGCAGAUUGCCAUCGAAGAAUUUGCCGUUGGUAACCAGGCCACUGGUUUGUGCUCUGAGGGUUGCCAGGCCAUUGUGGUUACCGGGACCUUCCUGCUGGCAGUUCCCCAGCAGUACAUGGGCUCCUUCCUGCAGGCAACAGGAGCCCAGCAGGCUCAGAAUGGUGAUUUUGUGGUCCACUGCAGCUACAUACAGAGCAUGCCCACCAUCACCUUCAUCAUCGGCGGGGCCCAGUUUCCUCUGCCUCCCUCUGCCUAUGUCUUCAAUAACAAUGGCUACUGCAGGCUCGGAAUUGAGGCCACCUAACUGCCCCUCCCGAGUGGGCAGCCCCUCUGGAUUCUAGGGGAUGUCUUCCUCAAGGAAUAUUACUCUGUCUAUGACAUGGCCAACAAUAGGGUAGGCUUUGCCUUCUCUGCCUAG